Messenger RNA from Rosa rugosa (rugosa rose), 1519 nucleotides. RefSeq lists its product as uncharacterized. NCBI's taxonomy places the organism in Eukaryota, Viridiplantae, Streptophyta, Magnoliopsida, Rosales, Rosaceae. The transcript has 3 exons. The record is from RefSeq and is a predicted model, not a curated record. Bases 114 to 1103 code for a protein of 329 amino acids.
CAACUCUAUCUUGCACGCAAAGCCACCCUUUCAUAUUCACCAGCAACUACCGAUCAACCUCACCACCACUCCGAUUCUACAUUUCCCUUAUACUCUACGCCGCCGUGGCUAUCAUGCACCACAGAAGCCGAUUAACCACAGCGGUGCCACCCCCUUCUCCUAUCCCAACCGCUAAAGGCUCCCGCUCCGCAGCCUCCGAAACCUUCACGCAUUUCCUCGACAACUGCCUCAAGAUCCCCGAGCUCAUCGCAUUGCCGCCUCCCCACCUCUCCGGCACCGGCCCACGUCACCAGAUCCCCGCUGACGUCGACUUCCGAUCCCUCUCAGCCGACUCCAUCUCCAGCCUCCUCGUCUCGGCCAAGCAACUCGGAGCGUUUCGGAUCAUCGGUCAUGGAAUAUCAACCGAUGAGUUAAGGUCCGUGGUUCAAGAAGCCGAAUCCGUUUUUGGAAAUGCCGAUCAUCAAUCUAGAAGUUUCGUUGAGCGCGUUGGUGAUCGUGAGGAGAUUGCUUGGGUUCGAGAUCAAAAGAGCAAAUCAGACCAACGAUAUGAGAAUUUUUGUAACAAUAUGGAUAAGGUUGCGAGUAAAAUUGAAGCGAUUGCAGAACAAGUGAGUGAAGUUUUUUAUAAAAAUGAGAAAGCGGAAUUUGUGAGAAGAAGUGAAGAGAAAGAUUGGGUUUUUAGGCUAUACAGAUACAAUGAUAAUACAAUGGAGCAAAACCACAGGAAUUCACUGAAUGAGAUCGACUGUGAUCGUGAGUGUGAUGAUCAUGGUUUUUGCAUCCACCUUCCGCUUGAACAUUCUCAGUUCUACAUUCAAUCAGAGCGAGGUCCAUUGUCUUUUGAUGCGGGCCCUGAAACGCUUGUUGUUACAGUCGGAAAGCAGCUAGAGGGAUUUAAAUGUGUUUCAUGGGAAAUGAUCAUUGUGCCUGACAUAAGCAGAAGCCAAGCCUCUUUGUCCUUGCAACUCAAAGUUCCAUUUUCGUCUAAUUUCAGAAAAAAUUCCAAGACAGUUUCGAUUGCUGAUCAAGUUUUCAUUGCAGUCUUCCUCUGCUUACUAUACAAAGUUGUGGUGUUCAUGUACGCUUACAUUACAACUACAUAGAUACACUCCUUUUCUUUUGGCUUUUGGGUGAGGGUGACAUUUUUUUUUUCAGAACAAGGUGACAAAUUUUUUUGGGUAUUGCCUUUUGGGUGACAUUGUCUGGUUUGGAGGAUCUACUCUUUUCUUUUAUACCCCUUUUUCUUUGUGCAUAAAACAAUGUACAAAAUGGGAUCCAUGGCUUGAAGGGUUUUGGUUUGUUCAUAUAUAGAAGCUAGUAGUACCAAUUGGAAUACGAUAUUUGUAUAUGCAGAUUGCAGACUUCAAUCUUUUGCCUUGAGGUUUGAUUAAACGAAUGAAGUUUUAUUGCUUCUUGUGGUGGAUUUCAAUAAUGCUUGUGAAUUGUAAGAAACAUCAAGGAGUUGUAAAUUCUUCAGUUUUCUAUAUAAUGGCAAAGAAACAUGAGUUUCUAAACUUCA